Messenger RNA from Rana temporaria (common frog), 744 nucleotides. Its product is annotated as ras-related protein Rab-30-like. Gene Ontology annotation, molecular function: GTP binding; GTPase activity. Lineage: Eukaryota; Metazoa; Chordata; Amphibia; Anura; Ranidae. The transcript has 2 exons. The record is from RefSeq and is a predicted model, not a curated record. Gene Ontology annotation, cellular component: trans-Golgi network. The coding region runs from base 1 to 744 and encodes 247 amino acids.
AUGGCACUUUAUUCCUCCCCUAGUGCUAAAGUUGUAACGUCAGGAAUUCUGUCCGACCCUGUCCAUAUAACAAAUGGAACUCAUCAGGGCUUCCCCCUCAUCAUAGAACCACUGGCCCACUCAAUUCGCACCAACUCUCUUAUAUCUGGAAUCAAAGUUGGCGACCUCCAUCACAAAAUCAGCCUAUAUUCCGAUGAUGUGAUCCUCUUCAUAAUUAGCCCAACACAAUCACUCCCUCACGUCCAUCAUACUCUAGACCUUUCUAGCAAAGCCUCCAUCGUUAAAAUGGUGGAGAUAAAAGGUGAAAAAAUGAAGCUCCAGAUAUGGGACAAGGCAGGGGAAGAGAGGUUCCGCUCCAUCACGCAGAGUUAUUACUGCAGUGCCAACACCUUGAUAUUAACCUACGACAUUACCUGUGAGGAAUCCUUCCGGUGCCUUCCACAAUGGCUGAGGGAGAUAGAGCAAUAUGCAAACAACAAAGUCAUCACUGUGGGGAACAAAGUAGACCUGGCCGAGAGAAGAGAAGUCUCCCAGCAAAGAGCUGAACAGUUCGCAGGCUCCCAAAACAUGUAUUACUUGGAAACCUCUGCCAAAGAGUCGGACAAUGUGGAAAAACUGUUCCUGGACUUGGCGUGCCGCUUAAUUAGUGAGGCCCGACAAAACACGUUGGUAAACAACAUGGACUCUUCCUUGCGAGGAGAGGGCAAGAGCAUCAGCUAUUUGAACUGCUGUAACUUUAACUAG